Molecule: messenger RNA, 1863 nt
Organism: Vigna angularis (adzuki bean)
Lineage: Eukaryota; Viridiplantae; Streptophyta; Magnoliopsida; Fabales; Fabaceae
Product: carotenoid 9,10(9',10')-cleavage dioxygenase 1
Exons: 13
Coding region: 10-1788 (592 amino acids)
Biological process (GO): carotene catabolic process
Cellular component (GO): chloroplast stroma
Molecular function (GO): carotenoid dioxygenase activity
Source: RefSeq, a predicted model, not a curated record
CCUACAUACAUGGCCACUUCUUAUAAACCAUUCAUAUCGAAUUGCUUCAUUCAGAGAAGACCCUCCCAUGUCUCACAAAAAUCUCAUCACUUCAACCUUCCACCCUUCCCUGCCUUCAAGCCACUCAAGAAAAUUCUGCCUGGACUCCCUUUACUAAUUGAUGUUCAAAAGACUAUGACAGACGCUGCAGCUAAAUUGCUUGAAGCUUUUGUAGAUUCAUUCUUUGAAUUUGUUGAUCAGCCACUGCUUCCAUCUCAGAGUAACUUUGCUCCGGUGGAGGAGUUGGGUGAAGCCAUACUUGUUACCAGCAUCCAAGGAUCAAUUCCUGAUGAUUUUCCAGAGGGUGUUUACAUUAGAAAUGGACCAAAUCCAGUUUUUGGAGGAUUAAAAUCAACAAAUUCUAUCUUUGGGAGGUCAAGUCACAUUUGGGUGGAAGGAGAGGGGAUGCUCCACGCAAUUUACUUUAAAAGGUCAAGUCAAGGGAGCUGGAAGGUUCUUUACAACAACAAGCACGUUGAAACCGAUACAUACAAGAUAGAAAAGCAACUCAGCAAACCAUCGUUUCUACCGGCCAUUGAAGGCGAUUCACUCGCCAUUUUGUCUGCUUAUCUGCUAAACUGGUUGCGAUUUGGCAAAGUAAACAAGUAUAUCAGCAACACCAAUGUGUUUGAGCAUUCUGGGAAGUUUUACUCGGUUGCCGAAAAUCACAUUCCACAAGAGAUUGAUAUCUUCACACUAAAAACUGUAAGAAAUUGGAAUGUCAAUGAAGCCUGGGAUCGUCCUUUUACCAGUCAUCCAAAGAAGGCUCCAGGUACGGGUGAGCUAGUAACGUUAGGGGUUUCACCAACCAAACCUUUUGCCGUUGCUGGAAUUAUUUCUGCUGAUGGAGAGAAAUUGGUUCAAAAAGUUGACCUCCAACUAAAUAGGUGCACUCUUUGUCAUGAAAUUGGUGUUACAAAGAGGUACAUUGUGAUCAUGGAUUUUCCUCUAACCGUUGAUCUAAACAGACUUCUUAGAGGAGGCCAAUUAAUAAAGUAUAAUAAGGAGGAAUACGCAAGGAUUGGGAUACUGCCACGCUAUGGUGAUGCCAACUCAAUCAAAUGGUUUGAGGUGGAACCUAAUUGCACUUUCCACAUUAUCAACUCUUAUGAGGAGGGACACGAGGUUGUAGUGAGGGGUUGCUCAUCUCUGGAUUCGCUAAUUCCUGGACCUAACCUAAGUUUGAAGGAAUACGAGGGGUUAUCACGCUGUCACGAGUGGCGAUUGAAUAUGCACUCAGGAGAAGUUAAGGAGAAAGAUAUCUGUGGAGGCAAAGUAGUUUAUAUGGAUUUUCCUGUGAUCAAUGGAAACUUCAUAGGAAUGAGGAAUAGAUAUGCAUAUACCCAAUUAGUCGAUCCAAUUGCAAGCUCUAAUCAAGGAGCGCCAAAAUAUGGAGGUUUAGCAAAGCUCUACUUUGAAGAAUCAUGCAAGGGAGACAAAGAGAAAGCAGAAGAGGCUGUAAGAGUGGAGUACCAUAUGUUUGAGAAGAAGACAUUUUGCAGUGGGGCUGCCUUUGUCCCCAUAGAAGGGGGUCUUGAAGAAGAUGACGGUUGGAUCAUAGCUUUUGUUCACAAUGAAGAUACUAACAUAUCUGAAGUUCAUAUAAUCGACGCAAAGAAGUUUUCUGGUGAAGUGGUUACUAAAAUUACAAUGCCUCGCAGAGUACCAUAUGGGUUUCAUGGAGCUUUCAUGCAAAUUUCUUUUCAGGCACAGGAGCACAACAGUGUUUAUCACCAACAAACGCCUUAAAAAACUUGUAUGGCUGGGUACAUACAGGUUAUUGUGCAGAAAUGAUGUGUGCAUAUUAAUUGUUAAAAUCAAAUU